This is a messenger RNA of Pantherophis guttatus, 5793 nucleotides long. It is a transcript of the gene RECQL5, whose product is annotated as RecQ like helicase 5. Gene Ontology annotation, biological process: double-strand break repair via homologous recombination; regulation of DNA-templated transcription. Gene Ontology annotation, cellular component: chromosome; nucleus; cytoplasm. NCBI's taxonomy places the organism in Eukaryota, Metazoa, Chordata, Lepidosauria, Squamata, Colubridae. Gene Ontology annotation, molecular function: 3'-5' DNA helicase activity; ATP binding; nucleic acid binding. The record is from RefSeq and is a predicted model, not a curated record.
GAUGGAAAAGGUUGGAGCGGUCAAUACCUGGAGAUUAUUAUUUUUUUUAAUCCCAAUCCCCGGACAAAGGUCUGAAUUUUUCAUCGUACCUCUUUUAACCUGCUGGGUUUUUCUCUGGCGGAUCUCUGCGUUAGAAAAUAAUGUGAGAAAAGUGAUACCAAUAAUAAAAAGGUGAUGGUUUGCAAGAAAAGAAAAUAAUUGCAUGAAGACCCUCUCCUUACCUCUAGUUUGAAUUAUUCUUAGUAUUGGCUUUUAAGAUGAGUAACAUCUCUUCCUCAAGAUUGGAAGAUAGAGUUCUGCAAACUCUGACAAAAGUUUUUGGAUUUAACUCUUUCAAGACUUCAUUGCAAGGAAGUGCAACUAUGACUGUGGUAAAAGGGGAAAAGGAUGUAUUUGUAUGUAUGCCAACAGGAGCAGGGAAAUCCCUGUGUUACCAGCUUCCAGCAGUUUUGGCAAAGGGCAUCACGAUAGUGAUUUCACCAUUAAUUUCACUUAUUCAGGACCAAGUGGAUCAUUUGCUCUCUCUCAAAGUCAGAGUGAGCUCUUUCAAUUCCAAGAUGUCCGUUCAGGAGAGAAAAGCCAUUCUUGCUGACUUGACAAGUGACCAUCCUAUGAUAAAGCUGCUGUACAUCACUCCAGAGAUGGCAGCUUCUGCUUCUUUUCAGCCCUCCUUGGAGCGUCUAAUAUCUCAAAAUCUUAUCUCUUACCUGGUAGUUGAUGAAGCUCACUGUGUUUCCCAGUGGGGGCAUGACUUCCGACCGGACUAUCUGCGUCUUGGCUCCUUGCGUUGUCGCAUGCCCAAUAUAUCAUGCAUAGCCCUGACAGCCACAGCUACUAAGCAAGUUCAGGAAGAUAUUAUAGCCCUGCUGAAGCUAAAGCAGCCUGUUGCCACUUUCAGGACGCCUUGCUUCAGGCCCAAUCUGUACUAUGAUGUGCAGUAUAAAGACCUUUUAGCAGAUCCCUAUGAAAAUCUGAAGGAUUUCUGUCUGAAGUCUCUUGGACAGCAAAAUGAAUUAGGGGGAUAUCCUGGCUGUGGAAUUAUCUAUUGCAGGAUGAGAGAUGCUUGUGAGCAAGUGUCUAUUGAACUAAGCUAUAGGGGAGUAAAAGCCAAGGCGUAUCAUGCAGGGCUGAAGCUGGUAGAGCGAACCUCUAUUCAAAAUGAAUGGAUGGAGGAAAAAUUUCCAGUUAUUGUUGCUACUAUCAGUUUUGGAAUGGGAGUUGACAAACCCAAUGUCAGAUUCGUUGCACACUGGAAUAUUUCAAAAUCGAUGGCUGGAUAUUACCAAGAAUCGGGAAGGGCAGGGAGAGAUGGGAAGCCAUCAAAUUGUCGCCUUUAUUACUCUCAUACUGACAGAGAACAAAUCUGUUUUCUCAUCAAGAAAGAAAUUACUACACUUCAGGGGAAACGAGGUUCCUUGAAGGAGUCUGAUAAAGCUGUGAUGAAAAACUUUGAGGUUAUGGUCGCCUUCUCUGAAAAUCUUGUUUGUCGCCAUGCUGCCAUAGCCAACUACUUUGGAGAUGAUGUUCCCCAAUGUAACAGAAGCUGUGAUUACUGUAAGAAUCCAGCAGCAGUGAAGAAGCAAGUAGAAGCAUUACAGCAUAGCACCAAAAGUUGGAGUAGAACCUAUAUUGGACCUUCUGCUUCAUCUUGGAAUGCCUGUGACCCUGAGCUUUAUGGAGGAGGAAAGCGAGGCUGUGGUGGCUUUGAAAGAUAUGAUGAAGAUACCAGGAGUGUGGGUGAAGUUAAUGAGGACAGCCAGAAAAAGGAAUGGAACAGUUUCUAUAACAAACAGAUGAAGUUGCGCAGGGGCAGAGAGCCUGAAAAUGAUAACUUUGUUCUUCCGGAUAGUGAUUGUCCCUUGAAGGAUGCAGCCAGUAGGAAAAUUGCCAGAAUUACAGUAAAGGCUCGAGAACACUGCCUUAGGAUGCUGGAAGAAGCAUUGGUCACCAACCGGCAAGCAGCACCAGUUACAGAUAGUUCAGGUCUUUUAGCAAGUGCUGUAGAGAUGGAAUAUGAAGCUUUCCGGACCAGUAAGAUGGCAAACCUAUACAAGGCAUCAGUUCUAAAGAAGGUCACAGAAAUUAACAAAGCUUCCAAAAAUGGGGAAUUGUAUGCCAUCCCGGACUUGGGAAUCAGUGACUACCCCAAGAUGAAAGGUGAACCAACUGCUACACAUGAUGACGUCUUCUGUCAAGCAUCCAAAGUGAAUACUUUCAAACCCAAGAGAAUGGGGAUUGGAUUUCAAAGGAUGUCUGACAUGUUCCAGUCUGCUUCAGAGGUUCUAUCUGCUAAGGAAGGAAAUGACAUUAAUGUUGUAAAAGAGGAAAUUGGCUCAAACUGGAAGGAAGACAGCAGCUGUGGUCCCAAACCUUUGGAUAUGGGUGACAUUCUUGAGGAUAAGGAGGAAACAACCAACAAAAUAUGCAAAAACGGUGUUGAAUCCCCUGAAAAAAAAGGACAGCAUGACACUGCUGAGGCUGUCACCUCCUUGGCAGUUAGUCAUGAAAAGAGAAAACCUACUAAGAAGCAGUUGCUGUUGGCAGAAGCAGCUAGGAAAGAAUCUCAGAAUAUCUCCAAAUUCUUCUCCAUCCCCAAAGCAGGAUGUAAAGCCAAGGCUUCAGAAAUUGAUUUGGCAGAAAAGAAAAUCAACUGUCUCAAUGAACUGCCUCAGUUUCUUUCCCGAAGAGCAUGUGAAGAGAAAGCUGAACCUCAGGAAACUGAUACUGUCUUUAAAGAAGAACUAACAAGUUCAUCCCCCCAAAAAGAGCAGGAAUUCAAGAAUAUAGAAGAUAUGCCUUUGAGCAGUCAAAGAUUAGGGAGAGAGUACUCAUACUCUGGAUCAAGUUUUGAAAAGCUAAAAGCUGAAUCUUUGGUUAAAGAAGAUAUAACCAAUGAUUGUGAAAAUCAUAACGGAAAAAGACCAGGAUCAGCUGAAGACCUGGAGAGCCCUGCUGAAAAGAGGCUACGGAUGAUGAACAAGUCCUCCAUUUUGUCAGAGUCAGAGGAGAAAGCUGGUAUGCUGGCAAAAAAGAAAGUCACUUUUGACCCAAAUUUAUCACAGGAUGAUAAAGAAGGGACCACAGGAGCCAUCCAGCCACGUUCAAAAACAUUGUCGCUUAAGGAAACAGCAGAUAUUGUUGUAAAAUAUUUGACUCCUUUCUACAAAAGUGGGAAAUUUGCAUCUAAGGAUUUGUUCAAGGGAUUUGCUCGACACCUCUCUCAUUUGUUGGCUGCAGACAAAAGUAGUUUCCGCAAAACAGUGAAAAAAGAAGCGCAGAGGCUGAUCAAGACAUUUUUCAAAAGCCGGGACAAGUGUGAAAGCGAAACAGAUUGGCAGGAGCUGAGCACUUUGGAAACAUGACUCAUGAAAGGCCCUGCUUCACUUUGCUGGUUAUGACAUAGGACUGUCCUUCCAAGUUUCGCUGUAGCUACGCUUUGUAACAAUGCAAUGGGGAAGCGGAGGGAGAGGGCAGUUGAGGAGAUAGAGGCCCCAGAGUUAAGGAUUUUAUCUGCACAAUAGAUUUUCUCUUUCUGGAAAAAAAAAAAUAAGUCAUGUCGCUGUCAGGUUUUGAGGGCAGCCCACUUUCCUCCUUCUAGCAAGUAUGAGUGAACUCAACCUUAUUAUUUGGCUAGGCAUAUGAUUGUGACUGGAGAGUCUCCAGUCUUUUAAUACAGAUUUUACUGGCAGCUAUCUUAAAUAGACGAAAUGCAUUUGCCUCAGUCAGGAUUUCUUUGCUGUGAGAGUAAGGGGUAAGAGAGUACUUUGGGAAAGACCAGUUAAUUUAUAAUUAAAAGGAAACCCAGAAGGGUUAUUUUGGCCAAAGCUCUUUAGAUUUCUGUUCUUUUAUGGUGUUGACAUGUUUCUUUUAUUCCAAAAGUGUUCCCUUGCAAUAAUUUUAAAAAAAUUAAAGCUCAUAAGCUGUAACAAAAUGUGCUGAGUUGACUGGGCAGUGUAUUGAUAGAAUUUUCCUGAGUUGGUAAUAUAAUAAAUGCAGCAAAUUAAGGGCAUAGCAACCAGUACUAAUUAAACACAUGCAGCACUUUGUUUUUUUAAGUGCUGUUUAGAGAGGGUCUUCCAAUGUGGGCAACAGGAACUAUUUUGAUGCUUAAGCUUUCCUACAUUAUUUCCUUUCCCAAUUACUGCUUCGGUAACCCUGCUCUCCUUCUACGUCAUCUGUCAGUAUUUGCUAUGUGUACUUCAGGGACACCCUGCCAGCUGCCCAGAUAGGUGUUGGUGUAAGUUUCCUUCAUCUCCCACCAGUAUGACCAGGGUCUUUGUUGGCUGGGAACAGGGGUGGGCUUCAAAAAUUUUAGCAAGGGGUUCUCUGCCUGGUUGCUGGGUGGGCAUGGCCAUGGUAGGUGUGGCCUAGUUGGCCUCCUGCACCACAGGGGGGGAGGGCGUUUUUGCCCUCCCCUGGCUCUGGAGGCUUUUCUUGAGCCUCCGGGAGGGCAAAAACAGCCUCCCCAGACUCUGGAGGCCCCCUGAAGGCCAGAAACAGGCCUGCUUCUGGCCUUCCUGAACUCCGGUAGGCCCGUUUUUGCCCUCCCCGAGCCUCCAUGCAUGCCCUGCACUUACCUGCAUCCAAAACAGGCCAGAUGGGGACUUCUGAGAGGAGCUGGGCCAAGAAUUUGGGGGUUCUCCGAACUGCACAGAAUCUUAGCUAGAGGUUCUCCCAAACCCCCAACAGCCCACCCCUGGCUGGGAACGAUGGAAGUUAUGCCUUUAAACUGGGUUUGGGAAGAGAGUUCUGAAACAUUAUUUUUAAGGAGAGAAUUAAUAUUGUGUCUUGCUUCUGUUCCUAGUUGGCAUGUCUUCCUUUAUCCAAGAGGGACUAUUACACACCUAUUACGGUUAGAAAUGUCUAGUUAGGAGCAAUAAAACCUCAGGAAUAAAGGUCAAUACCUCCCUUCCCAAAGAUUCUGUUCUUCGAUAUUAAUUGAAUGGAAAUGCCUGAUAUAUUUAAGGAAAAUUGCCAUUGCAGUAUCAGUGCACAUUGCUCUAAAAUUAUGCAGUAGUAAUAUUUUAGAUUGCAUUUUUAUUUUUUGCAUAUGGAGAAAAUUAUAGACCCUUACAGGAGAUCAUUAAUCACAAAUGUUUUCAGUGGGUUCUUGCAAGGCUGUUACACAGAUUAUUUGUACAGUGAGGAGCUGUAACAUUUGGGGGGGGACCCUUGGAUUUGCCACACUAUAAACAUGGGUGUGUUGUAUUAAAAAAUGUGUUUAGGUAAAUAAUGUAAAAUUAGCACUUUAAAACAUGAAAAAUGUGAGAAAUUUAUCAACUACUGUAGUAGUCUCCAAUUCCCACCUUCAAGUUGAGUUGCUUCAAAUAGUUUUGUUUUCAGAAAAGAAAAAAAAUUUUACAGCUCAUAUUCCCUAUCAUAAGUAGAGAAAUAAAUGUGCAUUUGAAAGAGAUGACCUAAUUCUUUUCAUAUGCCACAUACUUAAAAGCCAUACUAUUGUACUGUGCCUCCAAUCUGGAUCUAACUAGUAACUCAGUAUUAUGGCAAAGUAACCCUAGAGAGCUUAUAAGGAAAAUGCUGUUUUAUUGAUAUUUAAGAGAAACUGAAUAUAUUUGGGGAUUCUUAGUAAAAAUAGUAGUUUUUAUCAUUAUGGUUUUUUGACCUGUGCCUUAGAUCUGUCCCUGGAGAAGCCACUGAUCUUUCUGACGUUGAGAGCUGACAGACAAAGGCAGAAUUGUGGAAGAGAUCUUCAAAUUAGCUUUUGCUGGAGAAAUAGGCUUUGUAACUUUAAAGGUACAUGGCAAGCUGCUAAUAAAAUUAAUGUUAAACAUG